Sphaeramia orbicularis (orbiculate cardinalfish) is the source of this 1999-nucleotide messenger RNA. Its product is annotated as G-protein coupled receptor family C group 5 member C-like. Gene Ontology annotation, molecular function: protein kinase activator activity; G protein-coupled receptor activity. Gene Ontology annotation, cellular component: intracellular membrane-bounded organelle; extracellular exosome; plasma membrane. The transcript is spliced from 4 exons. Gene Ontology annotation, biological process: G protein-coupled receptor signaling pathway. NCBI's taxonomy places the organism in Eukaryota, Metazoa, Chordata, Actinopteri, Kurtiformes, Apogonidae. The record is from RefSeq and is a predicted model, not a curated record. Bases 156 to 1322 code for a protein of 388 amino acids.
CAGAGUCUAAUAAUUUUUUUGCACAUAUAUCUAUAUAUUCCUGGAAAGGCUGUUUUUUUUUUUUUUUUUAAUCUCAUCGGAGCAGAUACCCAGUAGACUCACCUGUCUGAACGGCUGAUUCCUGGUCCAGUGUUCUGUAGGUUUGUGGCGAAGACAUGGACCCGACCGGCGCACCGAGAGGAUGCGGUCCCAGUAUCAGCUCCAUAUACUACAACCUGUGUGACCUGACCACAGUUUGGGGGAUUGUGGUGGAGGCUGUAGCUGCUGCUGGUGUUGUGACUUCAUUUCUUCUGUUAAUCAUCCUUAUAAGCUCCCUACCAUUUGUAACAAACAAGAGGAGAAAGGGUAUGGUGGCGUUGCAGGCCGGCAUUCUGGUCUUCACUCUGGGACUGUUCGCCCUAACUUUUGCCUUCAUUGUGGGCAAAUACUCCACGACCUGUGCUGCCCGGAGGUUUCUCUUCGGGGUUCUGUUCUCUGGGUGUCUGGCGUGCCUGGUGAUGCACGGGCUGUGGCUUGUGCUGUUGCAGCGGCGUGGUCGAGGCCCCAGGAGCUGGAUGUUGUGCCUGGGGGCGUUGGGUUUGUGGCUGGUUGAGGUUAUCAUCAACACCGAGUGGCUCAUCAUCACUGUGGCCCAGAGCCCACGCAGAGGUCCUGUUGUCCCUGAUGUGUCCUGCAUCAUCGCUAACAAAGACUUCGUCAUGGCACUGAUCUAUGUGAUGGCCCUGCUGUUGGCCGUGGUGCUGAUGGCCGCGCCCUCGCUCAAACACAAGCACAAGCAGUGGCGUCAAGAUGGAGCCUUCAUCCUGGUCACGGGUCUCUUCACUACGGCUAUAUGGGUUACAUGGAUCGUCAUGUACGUCCACGGAAAUCGAGUGGUAGGAAAUCCAAGCUGGGACGAUCCCACUUUGGCUGUAGCUGUGGUGACAAACGCCUGGGUGUUCCUCUUCUUCUAUACCAUCCCUGAAAUCUGCUUACUGACCCAAGAAGACCCAGACCAGGAGCAGCCCCCUGAUGGAGACCACGUCUAUCCAGCAAGGAGCUUAGUUUAUGACAACAACCUUAAGGAGCCAGAGCCACCUCAACAGAACAUGUAUGUGGAGAAUAAGGCCUUCUCCAUGGAAGAACCUCCAACAGCACCUACAAAGCCAGUAUCUUCAUAUGGGAUCUAUAAUGGACUAAGAAGUGCCCUUUACCAGCCCACAGAAUUAGCCCUGAUUGCUAAAGGGCUAAUUAAGAGGGACCAGGACUUCACGAUCCCUAGAGCCACAACUCCAUCAAAUAUAGGCAGUAGCAGCUCCUUGCCUCGUCCUGCAGAGUCCUAACCAUUUCAAGCAGCUGUCACAUGCAGGCUGCGCCAUGAACCGAGAGCACAUUGCACUGAUACCUACAUGCUGUUGUUACAAAAACCAGGGGUUUGUUUGACUCUUAGAGUUACUAGUUUACUCUGGCAAAUUUCCAAUGAUAUGAGCCAGCUCAUUUUACAUCCUUCCUCAUUUGGUUUUCUGUUAAAUUUCAACCUUCACGUGAUACUUAGAUGUUCUCUACAUAGAUUUGAGUGUCAUAGAUGGGAUCAUUAUGAAGCUGUCAACAUUUCAUUAGGACUGCAUGUAGGAGCUAAUGUAUACUUAACCAAAAUGAAGAUUUCCAUAUGGAAAAUGUGCUUAAAGCAAUGCUGUUAAUUUACAUUGAAUAUUAGCAAAUAGUGCCUUUAACUGUCAAAUUUUCUGACCAAGUUAAGAAACAGACAGAAUCUUAAAUCCACACAAAGUGUCUAAAACACAGCUCUGCACUCAUUCAGCUGUUACGUGCUGCUUAUUUGCACAGUUGUGUUAUAAAUGUUAGUCUGGUUGUUGUCAUCUGCUGACUGUAAUAUGUUUAUCUGCUGAAUAUAUUUCCACCCCUGACAGCCGUUUGAGUGUAGUGGCUUAAAUAUAUUAAAAGUGUAAUUGUAUUUAAAAUUGUUCAUUUUAACUUAUUAAAACUAGAAAUGUUACUAAGA